Molecule: messenger RNA, 2438 nt
Organism: Pseudoliparis swirei
Lineage: Eukaryota; Metazoa; Chordata; Actinopteri; Perciformes; Liparidae
Gene: kptn
Product: kaptin (actin binding protein)
Exons: 13
Coding region: 891-2213 (440 amino acids)
Biological process (GO): actin filament organization; cellular response to amino acid starvation; negative regulation of TORC1 signaling
Cellular component (GO): lamellipodium; KICSTOR complex; actin cytoskeleton
Molecular function (GO): actin filament binding
Source: RefSeq, a predicted model, not a curated record
AAACAUUCAUUCUUUGGCAAUAAACCUGUUUCUGAUUCUGAUUCUGAUUCUGAUAUGCAAGGGUUGCAGAAGCUAAGUGACCAAUAUGUCACAUAUCGUAAGAGAACAUGCAAAGAUUGGAUUUUAGUUUCAGUUUAACAAUCAAAAUGUCCAGAGUUAAAUUGUUAUUGUCUUCUCUGGUGCUCUUUAUUCAUUUCUGUUGUUGUUGUUGUUGAUGUUAUUUGGCAUCACGUGCUCCCUGGUCCUCUUACUGAUGCUGUAGUGACAUAAAGCCAGUAGACUAACAGGUGGUCUCCAGCUCACCUGGAGUGUGUGCACCAGGUGAAUAGUGGCCCCCUUAGCAGCUUCUCUCUCUCUCCACUGUCAUGCUCCAGCUGCACUAAUAAAGGCAAUAAAAGAAAUGUGCACGACAACCAACUCUAGUUUUCAUUGUCAGACUGUUUCACAAUUGUUGGCUUUGCAUUGGUAAAGUGCAGAAGAAGAAGAAACCAAUCAAUUUCAAAUAUUAUUGUCCAGAGAGCUAUAAGUCUCGGAGGAGGGAACAACUGUGCCCAAACUCCUUUUAUCAAUACUCAUCACAGGAUUAAUAGACACGAGCUACACCCGAAUCCUCUGUGACACAAUCUGACUAAUUGACUUAUUAGAAGGAGAACGCCUAACAGAUGAGAGGAAGGUAGCGCUAUUGGAAAGUGAAAUAAAAGCUUAUAAUUAUCUUUGUCUAACUUCUUUAUAAAAAGGGGGGCAGGUUUUUUCUCUCUCUCUCUCCAUCCUUUGUAGAAAACAGCAGCCGGGCAACGGACAGCUGUCAGCGACCUGACGACUCAAAGACGACCAUGAACAAGCUCAACUCGUGACACUUCUGAACACUUUCGGGAGUCUCUUGCUGCAGGAUGCUCCGAGACUCGGAUCCCUUCGCGGAGGACAGCUUCAGCCGCUUCCCGUCGCAGAGCAACAUUUACGGACUGUGUCAGGCCGGGGAGCAGGAGCUGCUGGCGGCCACCCUCAAAGGGAAGGUGGUGUGUUUCAGAUACCAGGAGCUGCAGCAGAAGAUCCGACCUGUGGCCAAGGAGGUUCAGUUCACCUACAUCCCAGUUGAUGCAGAGAUCGUGUCAAUCGAUGCGUUUAACAAGUCUCCUCCCAAAAGAGGCCUGGUGGUGGGCAUCACAUUCGUAAAGGACUCUGGUGACAAGGCCACGCCGUUCCUCAACAUCUACUGUGACUACGAGCCCGGCUCAGAGUUCAACCUGGAGUCCAUCGCACAGAGCUGCCUGAAUCUGGAGUUGCAGUUCACGCCCUUCCAUCUCUACCACACCGAGGUGCAGUGUGACAGCGCAGACAGAGAGACGGUGUUCCUGCUCAGCGGGCACGACCAGAGGAUCCACCUGUACAAGGAGAAUGCCUCCCUCCACCAGUUUGAAGAGCAGCCGGUGGAGAGACUCUUCCCUGAAUUACAGCAGCUGCCCAGCAAUGUGCUCUGGUUGGACAUGUUGAGCAUCGCCGGUGGACGGCGACUCUCUGCAAUUGGCUGUCAGAAUGGCUGCGUUGGACUGGCGCUGGUCAACCAGACAGAACCAGAGGUUUUGCAGAGCUGGCGCUUCCAGUUCGACAGUCCGAUCUCGUCGGUGCUGCUCUUCCCUCUGAGCUGCCAAACCGAGCCCGACCAGCCCAGCAGAGAGAAAAGUGCGGAUAUGGAAGGCUACAACCUUCUGGUAACCAGCACCAUAGAGAUGGCAGUUGUCUACAGAGAUGUCCAGAAGCGAGGCUUGUCUCACUCCAUGUGCCUCUCAGGGAGCGACCAGUGGGACGCAGUGCUCUGCGCUUUGGUCAUUGACCUGGAUUUUGACGGGCAGAAGGAGGUGCUGUUGGGAACAUAUGGGCAGGAACUUCUUUGUUACAAAUUCCAGCCGGCAGGGAGAGGACGAGACGGACAGUUUCAGUUGAAGUGGAGGCGGAGCUUCAAGAGUCCUCUGCUGUCCAUCAUCUACUUAGACUUGACCGGGGACGGGCUGAGGGAGCUGGCUGUCCUCACGCUGAAGGGGCUGCACAUCUUACAGCACUCUCUCUCCAGCACUGCCGAUUUGGUCCUCGAACGGCUCGCCUUCAUGGUGUCGGCACUCACGGCCGGCCCCGAGCCGGAGUCAGCCGAAGAGCGGGACGCCGAGGAGAAAGAUGCUGAGGAAGAGGAGUGUGCAGCCAAGACCCCAUCAACUUAAGAAAAACAGCACGUUUCCCCCACGUGAAAGUCCUGAUGGAUCAGACUCGGAUGCGUUUUUUCCGCAUCGACGCGUGGAACAGGAAGGACUUUAUCCGCAUUCCUUGACAGUAUCACUCCCAGACAAUAAGGUCCCGCUCCGCUCUGCGGUCGGACACGAUGGUGUGCUAGAUGGUGUUUCAGUCUUCUGCAGAUAAUAAAUCACCAUUGUGUCUGUUCACUCUCA